AUGAAACGUAGCUAACGACCAUAGCACGUGGCGAGAGAACUGACACAACCGCUUACACGCACGCUGACGGAACUUUUUGUGGAAGAAUUGUCGGCCUUUCUGGGACCUAUCAUGUUUAUACAUAGUCUUGGAAUGUCCAUGCUGCUCUGUGCCUCGGUUUUACUUCUUACGAGUGGACUUGAAGGCAUCAAAUUAGUGGCUGUAGCAUUGUUCGCUUUCUAUGAAAUAGGCGAACUUUUCAUGUACUGCGUGAUGGGUACAGAAAUCCAAACAGUGAGCGUGGAGUGCGGCUUAGAAGCUUACAGCUCCGCUUGGUACGAAGCGCCCAUCUCGUCCAAGCGCUCCUUGCAGAUGCUGCUCUUGCGCGCCCAGAGGCCUGCAGAAAUUCGAGCUGCCGGCUUCACCACACUUUCACUGGAGCUCUUUGCC
Messenger RNA from Gryllus bimaculatus (two-spotted cricket), 429 nucleotides. Lineage: Eukaryota; Metazoa; Arthropoda; Insecta; Orthoptera; Gryllidae. The record is from the annotation of a GenBank genome assembly.